ACGGAUGCGUAGCCCACAAGACCACGUCGCCGACACAGACCGCCAGUUUGUCGCCUCCUCCUCUUCCCCCGCACGCGUUUCUUGCGCCCCAGCACCACUUGAAGCCUUGCACAGCUGCACUUCUCUUCCCUUCCUCCGCAGACUAGCUCUCCGCUCUUGCAAGAAUGGAUGCACAGCAGCGCAUGCACCAGCUCCGGACGUCGAUGGACCCGCUGGCGCCCCUAGCGUCAAGCUUCUUCUCGGUCUUCUCGCCGUCGUCGCCGCAGCAACAGGGUUCCACGUUCCUGCUCCUGCCGCUCCCCGUGGCGACGGCGCGCGCGCUGACCGUGCUUCGCCGUCUCCUGCUGCUCGCGACGCAGGCCUUCAUCUCCAUCUUCUUCAUGUUCCUCUCAGCGCUCGCGCCCGCGCCUCCGCCGCCGCCUCCCGCGCUCGCUCCCACGCUGCCGCGCGCGGAGCCCGGGUCCCUCGAGGGGGCAACCUGCGUGGGGCGCGCGCUCGCGCACGUGCUGUCCGUGGCGUCAAGGCUCCCCGUGGCGUCCCGCAAGUACGAGCUCGUGCGGGGCCUCGCGGAGCGACUGCUCGACGACAACGUGCGCGCGGGUGGCGCGCGGGUCGGCGCCGUGAACCGCGCCGCGCUCGCUGGUGCGUUCGCGCGCACGCUGCGGCAGCUGGAGGCUGCGGCAGGAGGGGAAUGGCCCGGGAUGGAGCUGGCCGUGCGCGCGGUGCGGACGGGGAUGCGGUGGGUGAGGCCGACCGCCGCGGCUUCCUCGCUGGACGAGGGGUUCGGCGGCCCCGCGGUCGAGAAGCUUGCCGCCGAGCUGCUCUGGCUCGGGCAGAAAAUGGCCGAGUGCGGUGCGGCAUGCGAGGCCGUGGUGCAGUUCGGCGCCGCCGCGAGGCUCGGAAGCCGCGCGCUCGUUGCCAAGCCGACGCUCCAGGUCUCGCUGCUUCGGCUAGCCGUGUUCCUGUUCAAGCACGCCAACUCGAGAGAGUUUGAGCAAAGCGCCGGCGGGAAGGAGGGCAAGGGCGCCGUCGCCGAGCAGCGGAUGGCGAUGCUGCGGUCGUGGCUACCGCUGCUCUGCCGCGGCAGCAACGGCACGGACGCGCCGGUGCUGAGCGGCAGGGAGCGGACUGAGAUGGUGGCCGUGAUGGAGGAGCUGAUCGACAAGCUCAGCUGGGAGCAGCAGGAGGAGGUCCUGUCGCUCUGGCUGCACCACUUCGCCGCGUGCCCCGACACCGACUGGCCCAACCUGGAGAGCUGCUACGCGCGAUGGUACACCGAGUCGCGCAGGCUGCUCGCGUAGCGCGUGAACAGAUUGGAAAUCAUGAAGCACUCCAUAGAGCUGCUUGUGUAUGUAUGCAGUAUAGAAAAAUGGAGUUCAUGUUGACAUUUGACAACCACAUAAUAGACUUGUGUAAUCUGAAUUUUCUUU
Messenger RNA from Phragmites australis (common reed), 1430 nucleotides. RefSeq lists its product as uncharacterized. The record is from RefSeq and is a predicted model, not a curated record. Lineage: Eukaryota; Viridiplantae; Streptophyta; Magnoliopsida; Poales; Poaceae. The transcript is spliced from 2 exons. The coding region runs from base 165 to 1301 and encodes 378 amino acids.